AUGGUUAUUUUCAAGGAAGUUGUGGACAGAGAACGCUUACGGCGUGUGGACGAUUCCGAUGAAUAUGAGGAGGAUUACGAUGAGGACUUGGAGAAGACGAAGAAGCGAAAUUUCGCCCCAAUUUCUGGUGAUGAGUUUCUUCGUAAAGGAAAAUCUGCGGUGGACGAAGAGACCGAACAAGAAAUGGAACAAGACGGCGUACGCCCAGUGAAUGUGAAUGAGGCAAAAAUCGACGAAGAGGACGACGUUAUCAACGAAGCGGAAGAGCUGCUUGACAGCACAGGCCAACGUAUUAAUAUCGUCGCUAUUGCAGUCAGAAAGAAGGAAUCUAGAAGUAGUGAGGAGGACGAUAGCGGAGAGGACUAUGACUCUUCCAGUUAUUCCUCCAUCUGCCACACCGUACGUCACGUUAGUCUUAAGAACCUUUUAUUGGAUAUAAUAGAGAAGGCAGCGUUUAUUGACUCUUGGAAAUCUUUACCGUAA
Molecule: messenger RNA, 483 nt
Organism: Strongylus vulgaris
Lineage: Eukaryota; Metazoa; Nematoda; Chromadorea; Rhabditida; Strongylidae
Source: the annotation of a GenBank genome assembly